Anopheles coluzzii is the source of this 3346-nucleotide messenger RNA. RefSeq names its product periodic tryptophan protein 2 homolog. NCBI's taxonomy places the organism in Eukaryota, Metazoa, Arthropoda, Insecta, Diptera, Culicidae. The record is from RefSeq and is a predicted model, not a curated record. Gene Ontology annotation, molecular function: protein binding. The coding region runs from base 242 to 3199 and encodes 985 amino acids. The transcript has 7 exons. Gene Ontology annotation, biological process: maturation of SSU-rRNA from tricistronic rRNA transcript (SSU-rRNA, 5.8S rRNA, LSU-rRNA); ribosomal small subunit assembly. Gene Ontology annotation, cellular component: Pwp2p-containing subcomplex of 90S preribosome; small-subunit processome.
UUUAUUACAAAAUGUUGCGUGAGAUAGAGAUCGACCAUUAUGUGGAACGGAACGCAUUGGAAACUGGAACGCAGCAUGCUGUCAACAAACAGCUGUCAAAAAAGGCACAUGUAAACAAACAGUCGCACAUGGUCGAACGAAAGCAUGGUUUCGGCGCAGUAAAAGGCCGGUGAAAGGAAAACUUCUCAGUUAAAUUGUGUAAAUGUUGUAUUUUACCAGAAAGUAAGCCUCCAGCCACGUCAUGAAGUUCGCUUAUAAGUUCAACAACCUGCUCGGGGCGGUGUUUCGGCGCGGAAAUUUGCUGUUCACCCCCGAUGGCUACUCGGUAAUCAGCCCGGUUGGCAAUCGGGUAACCAUUUUCGAUUUGAAAAACAACAAAUCGAACACACUGGGAAUCGAAAGCCAGUACAACUACACCGCCAUCGAUCUCGCCCCGAACGGGUGUCUGCUGGUGGUGGUGAACGAGAUCGGCGAGGCGCAGAUGAUCAGCAUGAUCUCGCAGACGACCAUCCACCGGUACAAGUUCCGGGGUGAGGUGAAGUAUCUGCGCUUCAGCCCGGACGGGCGCUACUUUGCCGCCUGUGUUGAUACGGCUGUGCUUGUGUUUGUGACGCCCGGUGAAUCUUCCGGCUCGUACGGAUCGUUCGUGGUGCACCGUGCGUUCGAGGUCGGUUUCGAUGAGACGGUCUAUCUCGAUUGGUCACCGGAUUCGCGCAUCCUCGCGAUCGGGUCGCGGGACAACACGGUUCGGCUGCAGAACGUGACCCGGCUGGAAACGUUCCGACCGUUUGUGCUCGGCGGCCAUCGGGACGCAAUCGUGGGCUGCUUCUUUGAGGAGAAAACGCUCGACCUGAACACCAUCAGCAAGGAUGGUUUGCUGAUGCUGUGGGAGUGUGGCAUGGAGCUGGAAGAUCUGGACAAAACGCGCGAACAAAUCGCCGGCGGAGUGGAGGACACGAUCGAGAAGAAAAAACGAACCACCGGCAACAGUGAUGAUGAGCAGGAACCGGACACGUUUACCGCCGAUAAGGAUAUGGAGGGAGAACACACUGGCGGACGGAAGGAGUUGAAGCUGGAGCGGUUGAAGCAGGCUGCUUCGUCGACGGAGGGCGAAGAGCGGGACGAACAGGGAAAGCUGGUUGGCCAAACCAAGCGCCAUCCGUUCUACUACAAACGGCUCGCCCGGCACUAUCUCGCCGAUAUGGCACGGGUGGAAAACCGGAACGCGUACGUGACGGCGGCCAGCUACCAUCGGCAGCUGCGCAUCAUGGUGGUGGCGUUCUCGAGCGGAUCGUUCUACCUGUACGAGCUGCCGGACGUUAAUCUAAUCCACUCGCUGAGCAUUUCCGAGGCGAGCAUCGGGUCGGUCGCGUUCAACGACACGGGCGACUGGCUGGCGCUGGGUGUGUCCUCUCUCGGCCAGCUGCUCGUGUGGGAAUGGCAGAGCGAACAGUACAUCAUGAAGCAGCAGGAACACUCGCAGGGCAUGAACUGUUUAUCGUACGCGCCCGACGGCCAUCUGCUCGUUACCGGCGGGCAGGACGGCAAGGUGAAGCUGUGGAACGUUACGAGCGGCUUUUGUGUGGUAACGUUCUCCGAGCACACGUCGGCGGUAAUGGCGGUCGAGUUUAGUCGGAACAAAAAGUUUCUCGUAAGCGCUUCGCUCGACGGCACGGUCCGGGCGUACGAUGUGACGCGGUAUCGCAAUUUCCGCACCUUCACCUCGCCGGAACCGGUCCAGUUCGCGUCGGUGGCGGUGGACUGCUCCGGCGAGCUGGUGGCGGCCGGUGGACAGGACUCGUUCGAGAUAUAUCUGUGGUCGAUGAAGCUGGGCCGCUUGCUGGAGGUGCUGAGCGGCCACGAAGCGCCGGUAGUGUCGUUGGCCUUCUCGCCCGUCGCUUCCUCUUCGGCGAUGGUGUCGGGAUCGUGGGACCAGACGCUGCGCAUCUGGGACUGUUUGGAAUCGUCCGGGACGCACGAAACGGUGCCGGUCGGAUCGGACGUGGUGUGCGUAGCGUUCAAGCCGGACGGUGAGGAGGUGGCCAUAGCAACGCUGAACGGUAACAUUACCGUGUUUCACGUGAAGACGGCUGCUCAACUGGCAUCGAUUGAGGGUAGAAACGAUAUGGAGGGCAGUGUAUCGCAGUCGGAUUUGACGACGGCCAAGAAGAAUCUAAUGGGAAGGGCUUUCACGUCGAUCUGCUACUCGGCGGAUGGUGAAUGUUUGCUGGCCGGUGGUAAGUCGAAAUUCGUUUGCAUCUACAACGUGAAGGAAGCGAUCCUGUUGAAGAAGUUUCAAAUCACCCAGAACCGCAGUUUGGAUGGAAUGGAUGAAUACAUCAAUCGCCGCAAGCUGACCGAGUUCGGCAAUAUGGCCCUGAUAGAGGAGCGCGAGGAGCUGGAAGGAGGAAAUGUAGCACUGAAGCUACCGGGCGUCCAGAAAGGUGACCUGGCCGCUAGAAAUGUGCUGCCGGAGGUGAAGGUGGAUUGCGUUCGGUUCUCACCCUCCGGUCAAUCGUGGGCCGCCGUAACGACUGAGGGGCUACUCGUGUACGCCCUGAACAAGGGCAUUGUGUUCGAUCCGUUCCAACUGUCCACGGAGGUGACACCGCGGGCAACGCGCAAUCUGCUGCACAAGGAGCAAAACUAUGGCGGAGCUCUGCUGAUGGCCCUGAAGCUGAACGAAACCUCGCUCAUACAGGAGGUGCUGGAAAGUGUGCCUUACAGGGACAUCGAGCUUGUUAUUGGUUCACUGCCGGACGAGUUUGCCCUUCGGACGUUGCAGUUUGUCGCGAAGAACGUCGGCACCAGCCAGCACAUCGAGUUCUAUUUGCGGUGGUCCAACUUCCUGCUCACCCGAAUGGGCCAAGUCGAUUCACUGCUAGAUUCGCAAACGCUCGUGACGCUACACCAAAAUCUAAAUCGAAAGUACGAACAGUUGAACAAAAUUUGCGAUUUUAACAAGUACACGCUUCAAGUACUAAAGUCCCUAUCCAUCUCGGCAACCAAAUCCACCGCGUCAGAAAAGGUGCUUAAGCAUCAUCACGGUGAAAAUGGCACAAAAGAUGAUAGCGACGAUGAAAACGGACUCAACGGGCAUGCAUCAUCCGACGAUGAGGAUGAAAAUGAGUGGAUGUUAAUAAAGCAGGAGGCAAGGGCGGCGAAUCUUGCCGAACCUGGCAGUUCUGACGAAGAAUAGGUCGGUGAAUCGAUGGAAGGACGACGAUGAAGGGCAGUACACUACUGAAGGUGCUAAAAGUGUCCAUUCGAAGGGUACAAAGGCAUACAAGUGGUUUGUCCUACAAUAAGUUAAGCUUAAAAUAAAGUAAUCUAUAAGGUGUAUAAA